AUGUCUCAGCCCGUGGGGGAUUUAUGUGACAAAGCUGUUCAACCAGGUUUGGAUGCUAAAGCAACUAAUGACCUUCUGGAAUUGCAGAGUGCCCUAGCAGAAAAAUCAAAUCAAUUAGCUGAUGCAGAAACCAAGCUCCAAGUGCUGACAGAGGAGGUUUCCAAGCUUGGAAGUGAGCUGGAAAUAAGUCAGAAGCUACUUGAUGAAUCUCAGGUAUGCAGAGGUCCUGUUCCUAGGGGUCUGGAAAAUCAUAGAUACUUGAAGCCAACCCUUCCAAUAACAUUUGCUUUAGAUAACAAUCUGCAUGAGGGUAUGACACCUCUAACUGCAGAUCCUCACAGGCCCCCAGAGACGAGGAAGGGUGUAGUAAUCGACGAAAUGCUUCGGGGAGUUGCGAUCUUAUUCCGCAACUCGGGUUGA
Messenger RNA from Fraxinus pennsylvanica, 420 nucleotides. Lineage: Eukaryota; Viridiplantae; Streptophyta; Magnoliopsida; Lamiales; Oleaceae. The record is from the annotation of a GenBank genome assembly.